UACUAUAUAUUUUUUUACUAGGCUCAUAAUUAAAAAAUAGAAUGUCACUAAAGACAUUGCCAAUUCUUUUUCUAAAUCUUGGUGGAGAAAUGGUUUAUAUUCUUGAUCAGCGCUUGCGUGCACAGAAUGUUUCAGAGGAAAAGUCUAAUAAAGUUCUUUAUGACAUUUUGAACUCCAUGUUGAACACAAAGUUUAUGGAAGAACUUUUUAAGCCUCAAGAUGCUUACUCCAGGAAAGCAAUGCGUACUGUUUUUGAUCGUGUAGCCCAUACUUCUAUUAUGCGUUUAAAUUCUGCUAGUAUGGAUAAGCUUUAUGAUCUCAUGACCAUGGCCUUUAAGUAUCAAAUCACUUUAUGUAAGUAUCCUUUUGAAGUAUUAAUGAUAACUCUAAAUCACCUGGAUGCAAUUCGAAAUUUUGCAAAAGGCAGUAAAGAAACUCUUGAGCUCGUUGAUAAUGUCUACAAAUUGUUAAUAGAGAAUUACAGCAAUAUGUCAUUUGGUCAGUUACAAAUAAUGCGUCAAACUUUGAUGUUAUUCCUUCAAGAUUUAAAUAUCAAGGUAUCAAUUUUUCUUAAAGAAAAAUCGCAACUAACAAAUGGACGCUUUAUACUACCUUGUGGUGGUCAACUUCCUUGGGGAACAGAUGUUCCCGGUACUAUAAGAUUGUUUAAUGAGAGUGGCGAGCCAGAAAGUACAAAAACCUUUGAUGCAAAAUUCAAAUACAAUUUAGCAAACAAAAUGGGAUCUGUUGAGCUAUUAGGUGAUAGAAUGACAAAUCUUGGUCGAAAUAUGUAUUUAUCUCAAAGUGUUGAAACAAGUAUUGAAAAAGUUAUGACUAAAAAAAGACCUGUUCUAACUGAGUCUGAAAGUCUUUCUAAUCCUAACCAAUUAGCAAAAGAAGAGUUAAAGCUUUUAGAAUACCUUAUCAGUGGAAAAAACAAGCAAGAUCAGCCUCAAUUCCGUUUAAAUCUGUUUGAAACAGACGAAGAUGAGUUGGCUGCUGAGAAAGAGUAUUCAAAAGAAUACCAUAAAGAAAUAUUGUUUGAUGCCACUAAUCGUAAACAAGACAGUGCGAUCACUCAACUUAUAGAUGAUUUUUCCAUACAAAGUUUGCAAUCAGCGCCAAAGGGAGACGAUUUAUUAGAACUUAUGGACUCAGCAUAGUUUAUAGCCUUGUCUUGUUUUUAAUUUGAUAUUAAUUAGAAUUUUAAUGUAAUUUAUUUAUAUGUACUUAUUUAUUAAAAAAUAUUUAUUUCUC
Molecule: messenger RNA, 1257 nt
Organism: Hydra vulgaris (swiftwater hydra)
Lineage: Eukaryota; Metazoa; Cnidaria; Hydrozoa; Anthoathecata; Hydridae
Product: protein OSCP1
Biological process (GO): transport
Cellular component (GO): plasma membrane; cytoplasm
Source: RefSeq, a predicted model, not a curated record